Tarenaya hassleriana is the source of this 978-nucleotide messenger RNA. Its product is annotated as axial regulator YABBY 4-like. Gene Ontology annotation, biological process: polarity specification of adaxial/abaxial axis; plant ovule development; cell fate commitment. The record is from RefSeq and is a predicted model, not a curated record. The coding region runs from base 38 to 718 and encodes 226 amino acids. The transcript is spliced from 7 exons. Gene Ontology annotation, cellular component: nucleus. Lineage: Eukaryota; Viridiplantae; Streptophyta; Magnoliopsida; Brassicales; Cleomaceae.
UCUCUCUCUCUCUCUAAAAACACACACAUAGCCAGACAUGACGACACUCAACCAUUUGUUUGAUCUGCCGGGGCAGAUUUGCCAUGUCCAAUGUGGCUACUGCUCAACAAUUUUACUGGUGAGUGUGCCAUUUAGCAGCCUGUCAAAGGUGGUGACUGUGAGAUGUGGGCACUGCACCAGCCUCCUCUCUGUCAAUAUGAUGAAAGCUUCCUUCAUUCCCCUCCAUCUUCUAGCCUCUCUCACCCAUCAUGAUCAGGAGAAAGAAGAGGCAACUACGGAACAAGAAUCAUGGAAAGAGAAUCAGGUGAAAGGCAGCCCGCCGAAUCUGGCGACAUCUUCAGACAAUGAAGACGAAGAUGUGCCACGGGUUAACCAAGUCGUUAACAAACCACCGGAGAGACGCCAAAGAGCUCCUUCAGCCUACAAUUGCUUCAUCAAGGAAGAGAUCAGUAGGCUCAAGGCUCAAAAUCCCAGCAUCUCUCACAAGGAAGCUUUCAGCCUGGCCGCCAAAAACUGGGCACAUUUCCCUCGUGUGCACCACAAGAGAGUGGCCGAUCAGUGUUUUAGCCACGGAGAUGAAACAGCGCCAUGCAAAUCUCAUCAUUGUUCUGCUCAUCAACAACAGUUUCGCUUGCAGGGGCAUGAAGAAGGCGACAAUGGGUACCGUGAGAAGAAAGCUCCGAGGCAUACCCUUUGGGGAAAAUCACCAUUUGAGUAAAAAAAAUUAAGGUCGUAAGAGAAAGGGAAAGAGAUAAAAUGUAGUGUGGAAUUAGGGUUUUUUUGAAAUCUAGGGUUUAUGCUGUCAACUAGAGAGAGAGAGGGUAUGGAUGGUUGGUAGGGGCUGGGGAUUCUUCGAGGAGCAAAUAAAGUUUGUAUUGGGAAUGACAAUUUCUUCAGAGUCUCUUAACUUUGAAGAGACACUUGACUCCGGAACCAAACCAAACGCCCUCACUUGAGCAUCGAUUAAUGAAGUUAGCU